CGCUGGCAUCGUCCGUAGCCUUUAGUAUAGUCAGCAAUUUCAUUCUUAAAAGUACUUACUGUGCGUUUCCUUCAAAAUGGAUUCGGAUCUGAUGGACUUUUUCGAUUUUUCGAAGCAGUUCAAGCGGGGCACAGCACUGAAAGGGUGUAUAACUGGCGAUCCGAAUGCCCUUACAACAGAGAGUAGGGACUCCAAGCCUAUCAAGCGCGAGACAAUCGGCACAGAUUAUGUGAACGAAAUCGUAGAGAAAGAAAAGCAACUUAUGAACAAACUCGUCGAUGGUCAAAGUGUGGCGAAACGUAAUCGAACGCUCGAUGAAUUGGACAGCGAUGAUGAGGAGGAGAAUAUUCAAGAGGUGCCCAGCGUGCGCUCAGAUGAAGCAUAUUAUGAGAAAUACCGAUUCGAUUUAAAUCGCAACAAAAAUCUGCCAAUCUACGCGCAGCGUGAACAGAUUAUGGAAGCCAUCAGAGAAAAUCCCGUUGUCAUAUUGAAGGGCGAAACAGGCUGUGGUAAGACUACACAGGUGCCGCAAUAUAUUUUGGAUGAGGCAUUUAAACGGCGCGAAUUUUGUAAUAUUGUCGUCACGCAACCGCGCCGCAUUGCAGCUAUUUCGAUUGCCAAUCGUGUUUGCCAGGAGAGACAGUGGCAACCGGGCACUGUUUGCAGCUAUCAGGUUGGUCUACAUCGGCAGUCAAAUGUGGAGGACACUCGUCUAUUGUACUGCACCACAGGCGUUUUGCUGAACAAUCUCAUACGCCUGAAGACGCUCACCCAUUAUACGCACAUUGUCCUGGAUGAAGUGCACGAGCGUGAUCAGGACAUGGACUUUUUACUGAUUGUAGUGCGACGUCUGCUCGCGAUGAAUUCACGCCACGUUAAAGUCAUCUUGAUGUCGGCUACAAUUGAUACGCGCGAAUUUUCCAAAUAUUUUGCCACCAGUUCAGCCUUCCCGCCGGUGGUCACCGCCAGCCAUGGACGCAAAUAUCCGCUGGUCAAAUACUAUCGCGACCAGCUGAAAAAUAUUCACUGGAAGGAUGAGCCGCAGGAGAGAGAACCGGGCAUUGGACCUGAGGGCUAUGCUGACGCCAUAAAAAUUCUUUUGGUUAUAGAUAAUAUGGAACGCAAGGCAGUCGGCCAAUCCCUACAAUCCUAUGAAGAAGCUAAACGCACCGGCUCCGUGCUCAUCUUUUUGCCGGGCAUUAAUGAGAUUGACACAAUGGCGGAUCAUAUAACCAGCGUCAUGGAAGAGAAUCCUAGCAUGAAAAUCACCAUUGUGCGCUGUCAUUCGUUGAUGGCGCCCGAAUCGCAGGAGGAAGUCUUUCAGCCCCCAUUGCCUGGCCAUCGCAAGAUCAUACUGACAACCAACAUUGCGGAGAGCUCAAUAACUGUGCCAGAUGUCUCUUAUGUAAUUGAUUUUUGCCUCACUAAGGUUCUGCACACCGAUACGGCAACCAAUUACAGCUGCCUCCGUUUGGAAUGGGCUUCCAAGGUUAAUUGUCGUCAACGUGCUGGACGCGUUGGUCGCCUGCGUAGCGGACGAGUUUACCGCAUGGUCUCUAAAGCCUUUUAUUUGGAGGAGAUGAAAGAGUUUGGCAUACCCGAGAUGCUGCGCUCGCCGCUUCAGAACUCGGUGCUCAAAGCCAAAGAGCUUGAGAUGGGAAGACCUAGUGAAAUUCUAGCGCUGGCCAUGUCACCGCCAAAUCUUUCAGACAUACAGAACACGGUAUUGCUGCUAAAGGAGGUGGGAGCCUUGUACACUACAGUGGAUGGCGUUUACGAGGAGCUUGAUGGUGAUCUUACCUACUGGGGUACAAUUAUGUCACGGCUUCCGCUUGACGUUCGUCUAAGUCGCCUUAUCAUACUGGGCUACGUCUUCAAUUGCCUGGAGGAGGUCAUUGUUAUAGCUGCUGGCAUGACUGUGCGCAGCUUGUAUCUGACGGGAAAACGUAGGCAAGUGAAUGAUGCCUUUUGGAUGCAUUACAUCUUUGCCGAUGGUUCCGGGUCCGAUAUGGUUGCCAUUUGGCGUGUGUAUCGAAUCUAUUUGAACAUGUGCCAGGAUCGAAUGCUUAAGGAGUCAGCAGAACAAUGGGCCAGACGCUUUAACGUUAAUUUGCGCUCGCUCAAGGAGAUGCAUUUGAUGGUGCAGGAAUUGCGUCAGCGUUGUGCAUCUGUUAAUUUGCAGCCCUUACCCUAUGGAACUAGCCAGAUGUGGGAUGAUCGCGAAAAGUCCAUAAUUCUCAAGGUUAUCAUCGCUGGCGCUUUCUAUCCCAAUUACUUUAUGCGCAGCAACAAAUCAAAUGCAGACUACGAUCGCAGUUUGUUUCAAUCUAUUUGUGGCAAUGACCCAUGUCGCACCGUCUUCUUCACCCACUAUGAGCCCCGCUACAUGGGCGAAUUAUACACACGACGCAUAAAGGAGCUCUUCUUAGAGGUGAAAAUUCCACCGGAGAACAUGGACGUUACCUUUCUGCACGGCUCGGAAAAGGUGUUUGUCACAUUUAAGGCGGACGACGAUGAAAUGGACACCACAAAAGUCGUGCAGGUGCCGGGUCGCGUCAUGACCGAGGUUUACAAAGCGGUACGCAUGCGACUUGAUAAUCAAAAUCGUCCAUUGCGUGUUAUGGAUCAAAACUCGGCCCUUAGGUACGUGCAGGACCGAAAAAUUGGCGUGGUUAAUGAGUGCACCUGGUUUCCGCCAGCCAAUCAAUGGAAUGUUGAGCUGCUUACACUGCCAUCUGUCUUUGCCAAGCACAUUACUGGUCUUAUUACUUAUAUUGUAAGCUGCGGCAAGUUUUAUUUCCAGCCACGUGCACUCGCUGAGAGUAUUGCGAGCAUGUCAGAGAUAUUUAAUGGACCGCAGCAGCUGAGCUGUCACGUGCGGAAUGCGCGCGCUGUUACGAAGGGUCUGCAGCUGCUGGCCAAGCGUGGACACCUCUUCCAACGCGCUGUAGUCUUAAGGAUAGAGACGCAGACAAAUGGGCAUCCCAAGUUUCGUGUACGUUUCAUUGAUUAUGGAGAUGUGGCAGUACUGCCCAUGGAUCAGUUGCGUCUGAUGCCGCAUGAGUUGAAACGCGACUUUGAUCAGUUGCCGCCGCGCAUGUUCGAAUGCCGCUUGGCUCUGGUCCAGCCAUCGACGGUGACAAGUUCGUAUAACCGCUGGCCCAAGGCGGCAAACGAUAUGUUGAUCUCGGUCGCCAAAUGCGGUCAUCUAGAGCUGGAGGUCUAUUCGCUGGUGAAUAACGUGGCCGCUGUUUUGAUACACAUGCGCGAAGGCGUGCUCAACGAUAGACUGGUGGAACGCCAGUUAGCUCGACGUGCCGACGAGGACUAUAUGUCGCGCAAGGAUCACGACUUGCGCAACCGCAAGCAGGAGGCCAAACGUAAUAUUCCCGUCUCAGAGCAGGAGUGCAUCAAUGAAGAGUAUCUGCGGUUUGCCCAGCUUCCAAAGGAUGUGGAUUUGGAGCCGCCACCUCUAGAUAAAUGCAAUCUCAGUAUACGCCUAAGGGGACCUUUCAGUCCGCUCGAGACUAGCAUGAAUUCAAUGCUUCGUAUUGGGAUGUAUAAGUCGGUGACAAUUGACAAAGACUCGGUGAAUGCUGUAUUGUUGGAUACCGAUCCACAGGAUCGUCACGAUCAGAUGGUGGUGGCUGCCUCAGUGACCGAGACAGACAACACUGAAAGGUUGACGGCACGCGGCACAACUUUAAUGCCUAAUAUACAUGGCUUCGGUGCACUCAUGGCCAUGUUAUUCUGCCCCACCAUGCAAAUCAAAUGCAAUAAGGAUCGUACAAAGUAUGUUUGCCUCUUGGCCGGCCUCGGCUUCAAUCCCGAAACUAUGGAGCCGUAUUUCGCAGAGCAUGAUAUGGUCAUUAAUUUAGAUGUCACCAUACUUAAGGAUGAUAUCCGAAUUAUAAACCAAAUGCGUUAUAAUAUUGACAGCAUGUUUUACAAUUUCGAUGCCAACGAAAUACCUUCGGUGGGUACGGAGGAUCGGGUUGUCAUAUUCAAUCAAUUGCGUUCUUUGUUAACUCGAUUGCUUGGCAAGGAUCGGAGUUUUAUUGAACGUCACGUGUCAAAUUCGGAAUAUCUUUGGGAAGACAUGUCUGACCUGGAGCCACCUUCGGAACCAUAUGGCAAGCGUGCUAUAUUCCCCAUGCACAGCUCAUAUGAUUUGGAGAAUGAGAAUUUGAGCAAUUUGUUGGAGCUACAAGCGAAUUGCAAGCUACUAUACGACUGGCGAAACUUCGAGGGUAAUUUGCAGACCCAGACAUGUAGACUGUGCAACGAGUCGCUCGAAAGCGUCGCCGAGUUGCGUUUGCAUUUGCUGACUCAACUACAUCGGGAUCGGGAAAAGCAAGUUGGCUAUAAGCAGCAGUAAAAUAAAAAUCAGUAUAACACAAUUUAGUUCUCUUAAAGUGCAGUUCACGUUGGGUUUGUGAAUGACAGUCUGACACAACAAUUAUAGUUUUAUACCUAAAUACGUUAUUACAAGAAGAUAACUUCUAAAUCUAUCGAAUAAAGCAAAGUACUUUAAGCAAAUGA
Messenger RNA from Drosophila montana, 4542 nucleotides. RefSeq names its product spindle E (gene spn-E). The transcript is spliced from 11 exons. Gene Ontology annotation, molecular function: RNA binding; helicase activity; ATP binding. The record is from RefSeq and is a predicted model, not a curated record. Lineage: Eukaryota; Metazoa; Arthropoda; Insecta; Diptera; Drosophilidae. Gene Ontology annotation, cellular component: intracellular anatomical structure. Bases 77 to 4378 code for a protein of 1433 amino acids.